Molecule: messenger RNA, 2374 nt
Organism: Ciona intestinalis (vase tunicate)
Lineage: Eukaryota; Metazoa; Chordata; Ascidiacea; Phlebobranchia; Cionidae
Source: RefSeq, a predicted model, not a curated record
GUUUGCUCUGUGUCUGUGUUGAUAAGUAAAUAUUUGCUUGCUGCUCGGUUGGAAAUAUUUCAGCUGACACGGCACUUCCCCCAAAUAACCACAAAGUGCCCACUCAUGCUCUAGUCAAGUACAAUGAACAUAUCCGGUUUGCUUACAGGGUACGGUAGAGUCAAACUAGGAAUUUGCAGUUUUAACGAAACAGUACACCGUGGGAAAAACUUUGCUCGAACUUACCAGGCAGUAAAACUAACCAACAGAGCUAUGUCUUCAAAACAAGGUGCACCAUCCCUUGCCAGUGCAGAUGAACAGGAUAAAUUUAUCACAGAUGUGUUUGAAAUGUGCAUGAAGAGAGUUGUGCAGGGCACCAGGGAUAGAAACACUCCAGUCGUGAACUUUAAAACUCCCGAAGAGUUAAAAGAACUCGUUGAUUUUGAUCUUACAACCGAUGGUAAUCAUCGAGAGGAUCUCCUCUCUUUGUGUGAAAAGGUUUUUGACUACAGCGUGCUUACGGGUCAUCCACGUUUCUUCAAUCAACAGUACGGAGGUUUAGAUAGUUAUGGAGUAGCUGGAAGUUUUAUAACAGAUGUAAUUAACGCAAAUGGACACACCUUUGAGAUUGCUCCAAUGUUCCUAAUGACUGAGGUUGCUGUACUUGAACACAUGUUAAAGUUCGUGGGGUACACUAAUGGAGAAGGAACAUUUUGUCCUGGUGGUUCCUACUCUAACUUUUUGUCAAUGAACAUGGCUCGCUUGUGGAAGUUUCCGGAAACGAAAUCGACAGGCAUCUACGGACUUCCAAAACUUGUUUCAUUCUGUUCGGAACAGGCUCACUACUCAGCAAAGAAAAAUUCGACUUUUCUUGGUUAUGGAACCGACAACUGCUGGGUUGUAAAAUGUGAUGACAGGGGAAAAAUGAUUCCAGAAGAAUUUGAAAAAUUGGUUCUUAAGUGCAAGGACGAGGGUUCAGUCCCAUUGUUUGUAACAGCCACAGCUGGUACCACUGUGCUUGGUUCAUUUGAUCCAUUCAAUGAAAUUGCUGCAAUUUGUUCCAAGCAUAAGAUAUGGAUGCAUGUGGAUGCAGCAUGGGGUGGAAGUGCUCUCUUGUCAAAGAAGUACAAACAUCUAUGUGACGGCGUCCAUAAAGCUGAUUCACUAGCAUGGAAUGCACAUAAAAUGAUGCAAGCCCCACUUCAAUGCUCUGUUGUGCUAUUUAAAGAAAAGGGUUCACUUGAAAGAGCUCACUCUCUGAAUGUUCCAUACCUGUUUCAAUCUGACAAACCGUACGAUGUCAAAUAUGAUCUUGGACGAAAUUUGCUGCAGUGCAGUAGAAAGUGCGAUGCUUUAAAGUUAUGGCUCAUGUGGAAAGCAAAGGGAGAUGCAGGGUUUGAACGCCAGGUUGACCAAGCUAUGGCAAACGCCCAGUAUCUUACAGAACAAAUCAGAAAAAGACCGGAAUUUGAACUCGUUAUUCCACAUCCUGAAUAUACAAACGUACCAUUCUGGUAUAUUCCACCAAGUUUAAAAGGAAAGGAAAAGAAUGAGGAUUAUUUUAAACAACUUGCAAGUAUAAUACCAACAAUUAAAACAAGAAUGCAGAAGAGUGGCACCCUCUUAGUGGGGUAUACACCCGUUGGGAAAAUUCCUACUUUCUUUCGAAUGACAGUCAUGAAUGACAAAGCAAAUUUCUCAGACAUGGAUUUUGUGUUGGAUGAAAUAGUAAAGAAUGGAAAAGAUUUAUAAACUUAAAGAUAAUUUGUCGCGUGUGUGUUAAACUUAGUAAUUGAAACCUUAAUUGUCAUUUAUUGCUCUAGGUUUAUUCAAAGAAUCGACCAGAAAUGCUGGUUUUUUAAGUGUUUCAAAUUUUAGCCAUCCAGGUAGUCUUAAGACACUUUUAACUUUUAUUUUAAAAGCUUUGGUUUUAGAAUUUUACCCUUGGCUAAAAUUUUUUAUAUGUUUGAUUAUAUGCUUUAGAAAUAUCAUGUUUAUUUAUUUUAAGUGAUGUUAAAAAACAUUAAUACUACACACCAAGUUUCGUUACUUAAUACUUACAGUACAAAUUUCUUGUAAAAUAAUAUAGGUAUUAAUUGUUUUAAAUUUACGUGUUAUAUCUUUGUCUGUAUUUUGUUCUCAGAAAGUAUUACCUUACACCAGCAGUGCUUUAAGGGAAUUUUGCACUCAUUAUAAUUAUGUAUUUUGCAUUAAUUUUCUUCAUAGAGUUGAAUUUUGAUCAUCACUUAUGAUUAGUUCCAUUUUUGUGCAUUUAUUGUUAACUUGCUAUGUUUUUAAUUAUAUUCAAAUUAAUUGACUGGAGUGAAAAGUACUUGUCAGGGAAACAUAGGGUAUUUGUUUCCGCUACCACAAAUAAAUAGCAUGAGUGUUUUUA